UGGCUGCCUCGCGCGGCGGCGGCGCGUUUUUUGGCGCACCUGCGUGCGCUCCGCAGCGUCGGAUCGUGUUGAGAGAUACCGCUGUGCCGGCUGGCCUCGCAGCACCGCGAGCCGUGCACGGAAGCAGCGGUGCGAGCGCAUGGCGGGCCUGGUGCUGCCCGCGGCGGCGUCGCUCGUGGACCAGUUGGACAAGCGCGUCCUCGUGAUUCUGCGGGACGGCCGCAACCUCGUGGGCGUCAUGCGGUCCUUCGACCAGUUCUCGAAUGUUGUUCUAGAGGACGCGGUCGAGCGGCGCGUCGUCAUCCCGGCGAAGGAGGGCGUGAACGCCGUCUACGGCGACGCGCCGCUGGGCCUGUAUGUCGUGCGGGGCGACUCCAUCGUGUUGUUGGGCGAGGUCGAUGAUGCCAGAGAGGCGUCGCCGCAGCAUCCCGCGCGCAUGGACAUCCGGGACGUGCUGGAGUUAGAAAGAGCGGGGUUAGCUGAAAGAGCGGUGGUCUGGGACAUCGAGGAGAGCUAGUGAGGUUCGUGGAGCGGCGUCUUCGUUUUUUUUCAUCUGUCGCGUGACGAAAUUUUGUAUACUACAUGACUCUAUCCACCGUGAUGCCUUAGUUUUUAAUUAAACUCCGACGACCUUUGUCUUGUUCGUGGAGCCGCGGCGUCCGUUGUUCACCAUAACAUAUGUCGCGCGCAGGUCCGCGGCGCCGCGUCCUCCUUGAUACAACUUCGCAACUGAACCCCAGCAGAUGGCGACCUCCUUAUAUGGUCGUACGUCCAACUUUUAUGUAAACGGUUGCCAGAGCGACCGCUCGUCUAAUCAACCCGCGCGCGCCGCCAAAACGGGGCCGUCCCCAUUACCGAGGGGGCGCGGGUCAAAAUCGCUGCGACACGCGCGCAGGUCCGCGCGUGGCGCUACGUAGGGUGUAAGUCUUUUGUCGCUGA
Messenger RNA from Pelagomonas calceolata, 939 nucleotides. The record is from the annotation of a GenBank genome assembly. NCBI's taxonomy places the organism in Eukaryota, Pelagophyceae, Pelagomonadales, Pelagomonadaceae.